This is a messenger RNA of Prorocentrum cordatum, 324 nucleotides long. Lineage: Eukaryota; Dinophyceae; Prorocentrales; Prorocentraceae. The record is from the annotation of a GenBank genome assembly.
GUGUUGCAGGAAAACAUUGUGGCCAACAUCCAUCAAAGUCUAGACUUGCAGGCAGAAGUUGACAAUAUCCAGACCCCAGCAGGCGCUGCUAUGUCGGCAGAGGCGGCUGAGGCAGCAGCGGAGGAGGACACCUUCCCAGAGCUAUCGGCAGAGGACUUGGCGGCGUUUGACGAGGGUGGGAAGAACGAGUCUGCUGCGGCAGAAGCUGCUGCUGAUCAGGUCAAGCGGGGGGCAGAAGAGGAUACGCCCACGGAGGAUUUCACAGGCCCAGAGGCAGUCGAUCGGUACAUCGCGGCCACGACCUGCAUCAAGGCGAAGGUCAAG